Molecule: messenger RNA, 9535 nt
Organism: Euleptes europaea (tarantolino)
Lineage: Eukaryota; Metazoa; Chordata; Lepidosauria; Squamata; Sphaerodactylidae
Gene: LAMA2
Product: laminin subunit alpha 2
Exons: 64
Coding region: 1-9492 (3163 amino acids)
Biological process (GO): regulation of embryonic development; axon guidance; regulation of cell adhesion
Cellular component (GO): basement membrane
Molecular function (GO): extracellular matrix structural constituent; signaling receptor binding
Source: RefSeq, a predicted model, not a curated record
AUGGCAGCUGCAGUCUUGGGAAGCUGCUCUGGGCCCGGCUGCAUCCUCAUCAUCUGGAAGCUGCUGUGGGUCCAGAGAGUCUUCCAGUUGCCACUGCCAUGGCCAGGCCCGGAGAAGCUCCCAGAUGCUGAUGUGAACGCCAAGGCUGACAAGCGGCCAGCGACAGUGCCAACUGUGUGCAGCUGGAUGCAGUACUGCAUGAGGUGGUCCAUUGAUAUUGGCCAGGCUGGCUGCAGCUGCUCCUUCGGCCUCAAACAGCCAGAAACCCCUGGCAUAGCUCCUUCGGGUUUGUUUCCAGCAGUGCUAAACUUGGCUUCUAAUGCACUCAUCACAACGAAUGCUACCUGUGGUCAAAAAGGUCCUGAAAUGUACUGCAAGUUGGUGGAACAUGUACCUGGACAACCUGUGAAAAACCCUCAGUGUCGGAUUUGUGACCACCACAGUAGGAUUCCAAACUUGCGGCAUCCAAUAACAAAUGCAAUUGAUGGCAAGAAUACCUGGUGGCAAAGUCCUAGCAUUCAAAAUGGGAUGGAAUACCAUUAUGUGACCAUCACACUAGACCUGCGACAGGUGUUCCAGAUUGCCUAUGUCAUUGUAAAAUCAGCUAAUGCACCAAGACCUGGAAACUGGAUUUUGGAACGUUCGUUGGAUGGUAUCAACUAUCAACCCUGGCAGUACCAUGCUAUCACAGACACAGAAUGUCUGACUCGCUACAACAUUACUCCUCGUACUGGAAAUCCAUCAUAUACAAAAGAUGAUGACGUUAUAUGCACCUCAUAUUACUCCAAGAUCCAUCCACUGGAGAAUGGUGAGAUUCAUACGUCUUUGAUCAAUGGACGACCAAGUGCAGAUGACCCUUCUCCAGCACUGUUAGAAUUUACCUCUGCUCGCUAUAUUCGUCUGAGAUUUCAGAGGAUACGGACGCUGAAUGCUGAUUUAAUGAUGCUUGCCCACAGAGAUCCCAGAGAAGUCGAUUCAAUAGUUACAAGGAGGUAUUAUUAUUCUGUUAAAGAUAUCUCCAUCGGUGGAAUGUGCAUCUGUUAUGGCCAUGCAAGGGCAUGCCCACUGAAUCCAACUACUAAUAGAUCAUCUUGUGCAUGUGAACACAACACAUGUGGAGAAAGCUGUAAUCGGUGCUGCCCUGGAUUUAAUCAGAAGCCUUGGCGAGCUGGGACCUUCCUUGUGAAGCAUGAGUGUGAAGCAUGCAAUUGUCAUGGGAAGGCUGAAGAAUGCUACUAUGAUCAGACUGUCGCAGACAAAAAGCAGAGUCUGAAUAUCCAUGGGGAAUACAUCGGGGGUGGAGUGUGCAUUAACUGCACACAAAACACUGGAGGCAUCAAUUGUGAAACCUGCAUUGAUGGAUACUUCAGGCCCAACGGGGUUCUGCCUCGUGACCGCAACCCAUGCCGACAGUGUCACUGUGAUUCCAUUGGCUGUUUAAAUGGCGCUUGUGUGAAGGACGAGAAAGAGGCUUCAGGAGACCUGCUCCCUGGAUUUUGCCACUGUAAACCUGGCUACAUAGGAGAGAGGUGUGACAGAUGCUCAUUGGGUUACAAGGGCUACCCUCACUGUGCACCCUGUAACUGUUCUCUGAAAGGCAGUUUAAAUGAUGACCCUUGCCUAGGACCGUGCAUCUGCAAGGAUCAUGUUGAAGGAGAGAACUGUGAUCGUUGUAAACCAGGCUUCUUUAACCUGCAGCAAGACAACACUAGGGGCUGUGAAGAAUGUUUCUGCUCAGGAGUAACAAAUGAAUGUGUGGGCUCUCACUGGACCUACAACACUAUUGGGAGCAUGACCAGCUGGUACCUGACAGAUGUACCUGGUCUUGCUCGAAUUACUCCUCAGCAGGACAGCUUUGAUGGACCCAAGCAGCUUAGCAUCAACAAUGUGGCUGCCAGGAGUGUAUUGCCACUGAUUUAUUAUUGGAGUGCCCCCAGUCCUUACUUGGGCGACAAAAUAACAGCUGCUGGAGGCCUUCUGAAAUUUACCAUUUCAUAUGAUCUCACUGGUGAAGAAGAUGGUGAAGCGAUGCUUCAGCCUGAUGUCAUCAUAGAGGGAAGUGGCUUGAGAAUCAGUACAUCGCAAGAGGGAAUUCAUCUGAAUCCAUUUGAAGAACACACUGAAGAAGUCCUACUGAAGCAUGAUUUAUUUAUGUUGCAUGGUACUGACUCGCUGAUCAGCAAAAAGGAAUUCAUGACUGUGCUGGCAAAUAUAAAGAGGCUUCUUAUAAGAGCCACAUACAGCUAUGGGAUGAAUGCCAUCUACAGGUUGAGUGGUGUCAGCCUGGAAGCUGCUGAUCACUUUUCAACUGGGCAAAAAUAUGCAUCUGCUGUAGAAGUUUGCCAGUGUCCAUCAGGUUAUUCUGGUACCUCCUGUGAAGACUGCACACACAACACAGGUGGCCCAUACUGUGACAGAUGUCUUCCUGGUUUCUAUGGAGAUGCUUCUAGAGGGAAACCUGAUGACUGUCAACUGUGUGCCUGUCCAUUGAGUAUCCCCUCAAACAAUUUCAGCCCAACAUGCCAUUUGGAGCGAAGUCAUGGAUUAAUAUGUGAUGAAUGCCCCCGUGGGUAUUCAGGCUCACGCUGUGAGAGGUGUGCAGAAGGCUAUUUUGGACAACCUUUAAUACCAGGGUCAUCGUGCCAGCCCUGCCAAUGCAAUGACAACCUCGACUUCUCCAUUCGUGGCAGCUGUGACAGCUUGUCUGGGGCUUGUCUGAUAUGUAAGCCAGGUACAACAGGACAAUACUGUGAGAAGUGCGCUGAUGGGUAUUUCGGAGAUGCUCUUGAUGCAAGGAACUGUCAACCUUGCCACUGCAACAUCAAUGGCUCAUUCUCAGAAAUCUGCAAUUUGCAGACUGGACAGUGUGAUUGCAAGCCCAGCGUUGUAGGGCGUCGAUGUGAUGAGUGUAAGCCUGGGACCUUUGGCGUACAUUUAUCCAGAGGCUGUGUUCCUUGCAACUGCAACUCAUUUGGAUCUAAAUCUUUUGACUGUGAUGAGACUGGACAGUGCCGUUGCCAACCAGGUGUUGCCGGAAAGAAGUGUGACCGCUGUGCUCAUGGAUUUUAUGGCUUCGAUGAAGGAGGAUGCACCCCUUGUGAGUGUGCCCAUCUUGGUAAUAACUGUGACGCACACACUGGUCGUUGUAUCUGCCCUCCCAAUACUGUUGGACAGAGGUGUGAUAAAUGUGCUCCAAACUACUGGGGUCAUGACAUGGUCAGUGGGUGCAAGGCCUGUGAUUGCAGUGUGGCCGGAUCCCUCAGUUUACAGUGUAACCCGGAUACUGGCUGCUGUUUCUGCCGCCCAGAGUUCUCUGGGGAUAAAUGCACCGAAUGUAGGCUGGGAUAUCGAAAUUACCCACAAUGCAUUGCCUGUGAAUGCCUGACAGCAGGGACUGAGCAACGUACUUGUGAUUCAGAAAUGGAAAAAUGCUCAUGUGCUGAUCAUACAGGACAAUGCACCUGUAAGGUGAACGUGGAAGGUAUCUACUGUGACAGGUGCAAACCAGGCAGGUUUGGACUCUAUGCCAGGAAUCCACUCGGCUGCAGCAGCUGCUACUGCUUUGGUCUGACAUCCCAGUGCAGUGAGGCACAGGGGCUGGUCCGCGUGUGGUUGACCCUGAAGCCAGAUCAGGUAAUCCUUCCUCUGGUAGACGAAAAUGUCCAGCACCGAACUGUACAAGGGAUUGAAUACCAACAUCCAGAGACGGUUGCAGAUGUUGAAUUAGUGAUGAAGGAGCUACUCUCAGAACCAUUUUAUUGGAGACUUCCGGAACAGUUUGAAGGACAGAAGCUGACUGCCUAUGGGGGAAAGCUGAAAUAUGCUAUCUACUUUGAAGCACGAGAAGAAACUGGAUUUGCAACCUAUAACCCCCAGGUUAUAAUCAGAGGUGGGCUUCCCACACACACUAGAAUGAUUGUCAGGCAUGUAGCUGCUCCUUUGAUUGGUCAGUUGACAAGGCAUGAUAUCGAAAUGACAGAGCAUGAAUGGAAAUAUUAUGGUGAUGACCCCAGGGUCACUAGAACUGUGACCCGUGAGGACUUCAUGAAUGUCCUGUACAAUGUUCAUUAUAUACUUAUUAAGGCUAGUCAUGGGAGCUUCAUGAGGAAAAGCAGAAUAUCUGAGAUCUCCAUGGAGGUUGCAGAGGAAGGAAAUGUAUCAGGAGGAAGGACUCGUGCACAAUUGAUUGAGAAAUGUGACUGCCCUUUGGGUUAUUCUGGCUUGUCAUGUGAGGCAUGCUCCCCAGGUUCUUAUAGAGACACCUCCACAUCAACUGGCAGAAGACCAGGUCCUGCUUUAGGUUCCUGUGUACCAUGCCAGUGUCAUGGGCAUAGUGACAUGUGUGAUCCUGAAACCUCCAUAUGUCAGAACUGCCGUCAUAACACCAGCGGUGACCACUGUGAAAGGUGUGCUGUUGGGUUCUAUGGGGUUGUUAAGGGCUCUCCUGGUGACUGCCGGCCCUGUGCGUGCCCUUUGCCUAUUUCCAGCAACAAUUUUAGUCCCUCAUGUGUCUUAGAAGGAGUCAAUGAUUACCGAUGUACUGCUUGCCCAAUUGGAUAUGAAGGACAGUAUUGUGAAAGGUGUUCCUCUGGUUAUACGGGGAAUCCAAGAAUUCCAGGUGGAUCUUGUCAAGAAUGUGAGUGUAAUCCGUAUGGUUCCCUGCCUAUUCCUUGUGAUCCCGUCACUGGACAGUGCAUGUGCAAACCUGGAUCUACUGGCUGGAAGUGUGCAGGCUGUGAACCCCGACAUGCUCGUGAAGGCAUAGCAUGCGUGUCAUGUGAUGAUGAGUGCACUGGAGUACUUCUCCGUGACUUGGAUCAGCUAAACCAGAUGGCCUUGAGUGUCAAUUUCAGUGGCCCACUUCAGCCCCCAUAUAGAAUGCUCUAUUCUUUUGAAAAUGCAACUCAGGAAUUAAAGCAUUUAUUGUCACCACAACGAGCACCAGAGAGACUCGUCCAGUUGGCACAGAAGAACUUGGAUGCCCUUGUGACAGAAAUGGAUGAGCUUUUGACUAGGACGACCAAGGUGACAGCGGAUGGGGAGCAAACCGGACAAGAUGCAGAGAGGACUAAUGAGAGAGCAAAGAGGCUUGGACAGUUCAUCAAGGGCACCCUUCAGGCUGCAGAAGCUGCAAAUGAAACUGCUUUAAAACUGAAUGAGACACUUGGAACCCCUGACAAGACCUUGGAGAAAAGUCUUCAGGAAUUACAGAGUGAUGUUGACAAAAUGAUGGCAGAGCUCAGAAGAAGAAAACUGCAAGUGCAAGAGGAAGCAGCCCAAGAUGAAUUAGAAGAAGCAGAAGCCCUCUUGAAGAGAGUGAGUAAAUUGUUUGGAGAGCCUAGGAAGAAAACAGAAGAGCUCAAAAAUGAAGUCAGAGACAAGCUGGCAGACUACCAAGACAAAGCUGAUGAUGCUUUGGACCUGCUGAGAGAAGCAACCAGUAAAAUUAGAGAGGCAGAUAGAUUGUCUGCAAUCAACCAAAGAAACAUAACAGCAGUGGAUAAAAAGAAACAAGUUGUAGAAGAUGGAAGACAGGAGGCUGAAAAUACUAUAAAAGAAGGGAAUGACAUCCUUAAUGAGGCUAAUAACCUUGCAAAUGGAAUCAAUUUAGCCAUAGAGUAUGUGGAUGAUGUUCAGGACAAAAUAGGUCCAUUGUCUGAUGAGCUAAAGGAUAAAAUAGAUGAUCUGUCUCAAGACAUCAAAGAUAGGAGACUUCCAGAAAAGGUGUUGGAGGCAGAGAAUCGUGCAGCACAACUGAAUGAUUCAUCUGCGAUACUGGAUGGGAUCCUCGAUGAAGCUAAAAACCUCUCAUUCAAUGCUACAGUAGCUUUUAAGGCCUACAGCAACAUCAAGGACUUUAUUGAUGAAGCUGAUGGAAUUGCCAAAGGAGCUAAAGCUCGUGCCAAUGAAGCUAUACGACUGGCAUCUGGUCCAGAAGGAUCACUAAAGGACAGGGCCAAGAGUGCUCUGCAGAAAAGCUUCAGAGUUCUUAAUGAUGCGAACAGGCAAGCAAAUGAAAUUAAAGAAAAUGGGGAUAAUCUAAAAGGCAUGCAAAAAAGGCUGAAAGAUGCUGAGGAAAAGAACUCCGAUCUCCUGAGAGCUUUGAAUGAUACAUUGGGGAAACUGUCAGCAAUUCCUAAUGAUACAGCAGCCAAGGUGCAAGCAGUCAAGGACAAAGCUAAGCAAGCUAAUGAUACCGCAAACGAUGUACUGGCCAGGAUCAGAGAUCUCAGCAAAAAUCUCCUUGGUGUAAAAGACAACUACAAAAAACUUGCAGAUGAUGUGACCAAAACAAAUGCUGCCAUGAAAGAUCCCACCAAAAACAUUGCUAAUGCAGAUGACACUGUUAAAAAUCUGGAAAAGGAAGCAGAUCGGCUGAUGGAUAAACUGAAACCAAUUAAACAACUUCAGGAUAAUUUGGGGAAAAACAUCUCUCAAAUCAAAGAACUGAUAAAUCAAGCGAGGAAGCAAGCCAAUUCUAUUAAAGUUUCUGUGUCUUCUGGAGGCAACUGCAUUCGCACAUACAAGCCAGAGAUAAAGAAAGGAAGCUAUAACACUGUCGUUCUCAAUGUAAAGACAACAGUUGCAGACAAUCUACUUUUUUAUCUUGGAAGUAACAGAUUUACUGACUUUUUGGCCAUAGAAAUGCGUAAAAGCAAAGUGGAUUUCUUGUGGGAUGUGGGAUCUGGUGUCGGGCGCAUUGAAUAUCCAGAUUUGACAAUAGAUGAUGGAUUUUGGUACCGAGUUGAAGCUUCAAGGACUGGACGAAAUGGAACAAUUUCAGUGAGGGCACUGGAAGGUCCUAAAGCCAGCAUUGUACCCAGCACCUUCAGUGCAAUUUCACCACCUGGUUAUACCAUCCUGGAUGUGGAUGCAAAUGCCAUGUUGUUUGUUGGAGGGCUGACUGGAAAAAUAAAGAAAUCUGAUGCUGUGAGAAUCACUACUUUUACUGGCUGUAUGGGGGAGACUUAUUUAGACAGCAAACCAAUAGGACUGUGGAAUUUCAGGGAUAUUGAAGGAGAAUGUAAAGGAUGUGCUGUCAGUCCACAGGUGGCAGACAGUGAGGGAACUGUUCAGUUUGAUGGAGAGGGGUAUGCCAUGGUGAGCCGCCCAAUAAGAUGGAAUCCAAAUAUCUCCAUGGUCAUGUUCAACUUCAAGACGUUCUCUUCCACUUCUCUUCUAAUGUACCUGGCUACACAAGAUUUGAAAGAUUUCAUGAGCAUAGAGCUCAGUGAUGGGCGUAUUAAAGUCAGUUACGAUCUAGGUUCAGGAACAGCUUCUGUUAUCGGCAACCAGAACCACAAUGAUGGGAAAUGGAAAUCAUUCACCUUGUCAAGAAUUCUAAAACAAGCAAACAUAUCCAUUGUAGACACCGACUCAAAUCAGGAAGAGAUCAUAUCAACAACUUCUACAGGGAAACACUUUGGCCUCAACUUGAAAGCCAGUGAACCAAUAUAUUUUGGUGGAUUGCCAACACUGAGAAAUCUAAGGCCUGAAGUAAAUUUAAAGAAAUACUCGGGCUGCCUCAAAGAUAUUGAAAUUUCACGGACACCAUACAAUCUUCUAAGCAGUCCUGACUAUGUCGGCAUUACCAAAGGAUGUACACUAGAGAAUGUAUACACAGUCAGCUUCCCUAAGCCCGGCUUUGUGGAGCUGCCACCUAUUUCGCUUGAUGUGGGAACAGAAAUCAACUUGUCUUUCAGCACUAGGAAUGAAUCUGGCAUUAUACUCUUUGGUACUAAUGGGCCCCCUGUAACCCCAAGAAGGAAACGCAGGCAGACUGGGCAGGUCUAUUAUGCUGUGUUUCUAAAUAGAGGUCGACUAGAAGUGCACAUCUCUACAGGGACAAAGGACCCUCGCAGACUAACCAUCAAACCUGAAUCUGGCGAGUUUCAUGAUGGCCGAGAACAUUCUAUCCGGAUAGAAAGACUUGGAGGGCUGUUUGCUAUACAAGUAGAUGAAGACAGAAGCCAGUUUCAGAGACUCCAAACAGACCAACCUAUUUCUGUUAAGAAGCUUUUUGUGGGAGGGACACCAUCUGAGUUUCACACAGCCCCUAUCAGGAACAUUCCUCCCUUUGAAGGAUGUAUAUGGAAUCUUGUCAUCAAUGCUGUUCCAAUGGACUUCGCCCAGCCAGUGUCAUUUCAAAAUGCAGAUAUUGGCCGGUGUCCUGAUCUAGGACCACUGCCUGAAAAAGAGGAAGAUAAAAUUUCCCGCACAACAGACUUGAUCCAUCCAGAAACAGAUGCUAAGGAGAAGAAAGAAAUUGCAACUCCUCCACCUCUACCACCCUUACCAUCUUCACAUGAUUUGCUUGCUGCUGAAGUGAAGAGCGCCCACAAUUCAGCUGCCUUUGAUGCCCUGACGGAAUUUUGUACUGCUGAUAGGGAGCCAAUUACCUUAGAGGAUGGAAAGCAGUUUGGUCUCUCAAGGAACAGCCACAUUGCCAUUGCAUUUGAUGACACCAAAGUAAAGAAUCGACUCACAAUUGAAUUUGAGAUCAGAACAAAUGCUGAAUUUGGCUUGCUUUUUUAUAUGGCCCGGAUCAACCAUGCUGAUUUUGCCACUGUUCAGAUACAGAAUGGUUUUCCAUACUUCAAAUAUGACCUGGGAAGUGGGAACACCAGCACAAUGAUUCCCAACAAAAUAAAUGAUGGUCAAUGGCACAAGAUAAAUAUAAUCCGAUCCAGACAAGAAGGUAUCCUUGUAGUAGAUGAUGCCAGAAACAGCACAACUAGCCCAAAGAAAGCUGAUAUUUUGGAUGUUGUGGGGAUGCUGUAUGUUGGAGGAUUGCCCAUUAACUAUACAACUAGAAGAAUUGGUCCAGUUGUCUAUAGCAUUGAUGGCUGUAUCCGAAAUUUUCAAAUGACAGAGUCGCCUGUUAAACUGAAUAAUCCUACCUCUAGUUAUAAUGUUGGAAAGUGCUUUACCAAUGCACAGGAAGGAACAUAUUUUGACGGAACAGGGUUUGCCAAAACAGUUGGAGCAUAUAAAGUGGGGACAGAUUUGCGAGUGGAAUUUGAGUUCCGUACGGCUCGAACAAAUGGUGUUCUGUUGGGAAUCAGCAGCCAAAAAAUGGAUGGACUUGGCAUCGAGCUGAUAGAUGAAAAAGUGAUGUUCCACGUGGAUAAUGGUGCAGGUCGAUUCUCUGCCAUCUAUGAACCUGCUGUUGUUGGUAGCUUGUGUGAUGGAAACUGGCACAAAAUUAUUGCAAACAAGAUAAAGCACCGUUUAGUACUGUCAGUGGAUGGGUACCAAGUAGAAGGCAUCAGUCCAAAUGCAGCCUCUACCUCAGCAGAUACUAAUGAUCCUGUCUUUGUUGGAGGAUAUCCUGAUGGCCUGAAUCAGUUUGGCUUGACCACCAACAUCCGUUUCAGAGGAUGCAUUCGAUCCUUGACCCUCACGAAAGGGACUGCCAAGGCUCUAGAAAUUAACUUCAGCAAAGCCUUGGAGAUCAAGGGAGUUCAAUCUCUAUCGUGCCCUGCAAAUUAACAGCACAUCGUCCAUCUCAGAUAUGGGUCUGGCCAGUUAAAAA